GAAGGAGCCACCGGCGCUGUCCGAAUGAGGCAGCCGCGCCAACACUCGGGGCGCGGCGGGAGAGUCGGGGUCGCGCCUACCCUCGGCGCCGGUACAAGCCAGGAGAGGAGGGCGCAUCUCUCCUCUUGGGACCCCAUCAUGGGCAAUGUGUCCAAUGAUUCCCAGGACGAGGACUGCGAGACUCGACAGUGGCUUCCCUCGGGCGAAAGCCCAGCUAUCAGCUCCGUGAUGUUCUCGGCUGGGGUGUUGGGGAACCUCAUUGCGCUGGCGCUGCUGGCUCGCCGCUGGCGGGGAGAUGCAGUUCAUGGCGCCAGCCGCGGGAGUUCCAUCUCCUUGUUCCACGUGCUAGUGACAGAGCUGGUCUUCACCGACCUGCUCGGGACCUGCCUCAUCAGCCCGGUAGUGCUGGCGUCGUACGCGCAGAACCAGACUUUAGUGGCCCUGGCGCCCGAGAGCCGCGCCUGCACCUACUUCGCCUUCGCCAUGACCUUCUUCAGCCUGGCCACGAUGCUCAUGCUCUUCGCCAUGGCCCUGGAGCGCUACCUAUCCAUCGGGCACCCCUACUUCUACCAGCGCCGCGUCACGCGCCGCGGCGGCCUGGCGGUGCUGCCCACCAUCUACGCCAUCUCGCUGCUCUUUUGCUCCCUGCCGCUUCUUGACUACGGACAGUACGUCCAGUACUGUCCUGGGACGUGGUGCUUCAUCCGGCACGGCCAGACCGCGUACCUGCAGCUCUACGCCACCCUGCUCCUCCUCCUCAUCGUCGCCGUGCUCGCCUGCAACUUCAGUGUCAUCCUAAAUCUUGUCCGCAUGCACCGCCGGAGCAGGAGAAGCCGCUGCGGACCCUCCUUGGGCAGCGGCCGGGUUGGCCCCGCGGCCCGCAGGAGAGGAGAAAGAGUGUCCAUGGCGGAGGAGACGGACCACCUCAUCCUCCUGGCCAUUAUGACCAUCACUUUCGCCGUCUGCUCCUUGCCUUUCACAAUUUUUGCAUACAUGAAUGAAACCUCUUCCCGAAAGGAAAAAUGGGACCUCCUAGCUCUUAGAUUUUUAUCAAUUAAUUCAAUAAUUGACCCUUGGGUCUUUGUCAUCCUUAGGCCUCCUGUUCUGAGACUAAUGCGUUCAGUCCUCUGUUGUCGGGUUUCAUUAAAAACACAAGAUACUGCACAAGCUUCCUGUUGAAAACAGAUUCCAGUAAACAGGCUGAUCUUUGUGGACAGUAGUUAAGUAGUAGUUAGCUAGCAUCUGGAAGAUCAUUUUGAAAUGAUUCCUUGGAGAUAUGAAAAAGACUAGUGUAUAAACAAAACAAAUUUUUAAUAAGAUGUAGUAAACAAACAUUUAAGCUGUGGUUUGAGCUAUAGAUGUGUUGACAAGGCACUUCACAGAAAGUGUCAGAAAGGAACUAUAAAAUCUACCCUUAAUGAGCAUGUUAUGUGGCCUUUAAAAGAACAGUCAACUGCAUUUAAGAUCUAAUUGCCUUUAGAUUUAAGCUUCCUGGUGAAUGAGAAAGCAUGUGGUUUUGCAAUUUGUUUAAAACCCGAAAUAGUUACUGUCUCUUCUAUUUUAAUCUUCUAUGCUACUACAUUAUAAACGUCUAUAUAAUGUACUACAUUAUAUGGUGUACAGUCAGACCAGAUAAAACUUUAUUUGUAUUCUCUAGGAAGUCAAUAUGUGGUAGCAGCCAAGGCUACUGUCUCGCGAUGACUUAAUGAAUCCUUUAUUUGGACAAUGAAGUUGAAAAUUUUAAGCACUUUUUAUUGUAAGGUCUGUGUAUGUGCAGUACUUUCUUGUCACUACAGUAUUACUCUUAGAAGAGUGGGCUUACUUGGUAAACAUCUUGUCAGCUUUUUUUGCUAUUUCUCCAGGAGCUAUGUGUGAAACUGUGAGGUUAUUUUACAAACCCAGUUGUGCUAACAAUAAUCAAGAAAGCCUAAGGAAUUUUCCUCUCGACAAAAAAUAAUAGGUUAUUAAGAGAGUAAAUUCUGACUAAUAUUCUUCAUUCUGUUUCCAAGGGAGGAUAUAUGUGACUAUGUCUUAAGCCAGAUAUUGGGGUUAAAAACUGAAAAAUCUGGUCAAUACUUCAGAUACACUGGUACUCUUUUAAUGCUGAUGUUGGGGUCAUGACUACCAUGUAAUCUUUAUGAGAUGACUUUGUCAUAGCAAAAUUCAUCUGUCUAUAUUUUUAUUUAGGGAACAGAGUUUGACUCAUAUAGGAAAUCAUGUAACAAUGAGUCACAUCUUAACAUAUUUCUAAAUCUGAAUGUUUAGCAUGGUGUAAACUCAGCAUCAAAAUAUUUCAGUGAAUUUGCACUGAAAAAAAAUUUUUUUAAUCAUAUUUUAGUUACUGUGUAAACUCAUCUGAAAUGUUACAAAAAUAAACUAUAAAAUAAAAGUUUGAAAGUGAAAUAGCAUUUAAUGAACCCCCAAUAAUAUUUUAUAAUUAGCAUAAGCAUAAUAUCUUUUAAGUAAGAUGAAAAUGGGAAAAAUAUAUUUAAUUUGUCAGGUUUUUAAAGCGUGGUUGCUUUGUAAUUAGAGAUUAAAAUAUUCAAUAUAGUACUUGGUAUUUAUUUUUUCUUUCAGUUUUUACCCUUCCGGCAUGAUCUUUUAAAUAGUAGAAUAAAACUUACCUUUUGCAGUGAGUAUAAAAAACAAAAAACUGAUAUUAAUUUUUACCAAAGUCUUAUUGAGUUGUUUACCUUAAACAAUUUCCUGUAAGUAGCUAUCAAACUAGAUGAUCAUUUAGUGAUUUCAAACCAAUCUAGGUGUCAGUAUACUUUGACACAAAUAAUCUAUGUCAAAUCAGCUCUUAAGUUAAAAAGAAUAAAUAAAUGGUUCCCUUUUCUAUAAAUCUAAACAAACCAGGCAAAAUUUAACUUAACUAAAAUCUGAACAUGUAAAUAAAUCUUCCUUGUCUACCAGGCAUUCUAAAGUUAAGAUACCAUUCUAAAUGGGACAAAUUAGGCCCAUGGGUAAUUCCUAAACAUAAAAUUCUGAAGUUACUUUGAAUCUAGAAUAUUGAUGCCUUUUAUCAGAUGACAUUUUCCCCCCCUCCAAAUGAAAAUGGUAACUACAGUUCUUCAUCCUACCUCACCAUCCAAAAAAAAAAAUCUGGAAUGAUGCCCAAGAACUGAAAAAAAAAAAAAAAAAGGCAAAA
Molecule: messenger RNA, 3151 nt
Organism: Loxodonta africana (African savanna elephant)
Lineage: Eukaryota; Metazoa; Chordata; Mammalia; Proboscidea; Elephantidae
Gene: PTGER2
Product: prostaglandin E receptor 2
Exons: 3
Coding region: 25-1179 (384 amino acids)
Biological process (GO): positive regulation of cytosolic calcium ion concentration; cellular response to prostaglandin E stimulus; adenylate cyclase-activating G protein-coupled receptor signaling pathway
Cellular component (GO): plasma membrane
Molecular function (GO): prostaglandin E receptor activity
Source: RefSeq, a predicted model, not a curated record